CUAAGCAAAGCAUUUUAUUAAAAAUUACAUAAAGACAACAGAGAGUAAACGAAUUCAUAUUAAAAAGAGUCUUGUUAAAAAAAUAAUCAACAUUAUUGAACGUCCUGCAUCAAUUUAUUCAGUAAACACUAUUCAACACGAUGUAUUAUUUCACACUUUUAUGCCUUCCAUGGCUUUUUUUAUCCGCAACAGCUGUGGAGUACAAAGUUACUCUGGUAACAUCCGCUGGAGUACAGGAUGCCACUAUAUCAAUUGAGUUGACAGGCGUGUUUGGAAGGAGUCGUGCAGAGCAGCUUGGUACUGGAAAUUUUUUUCAAAAUGUAGGGAUACAUGGACCAAUUUCUGUAAAUUUGGCGCAAUCGCUUGGUGAUAUAUUGUCGUUCAAGCUGACAUUUUCUUCGCAAACUGCAAAUUCCAUCACUAUAACACAGGUGCUUAUUGCAUACACAGGAAGGGUACGAACUUAUUUAGCUGAUAAUAUAGUUCUUACGACUUUGCAAUCUGCAGAAAGAUCAUUCCCAACCACUUUAACAAAGCCAAGAGUAACUUUCGAUUCAACCAUCCCUACAUCGACUCCUGUAGAAAUCAAUUCUGGGGAAAACCACAAUUUGCGAGUCCCCACGACGGAUAAUGUCAAGUAUGCAUGGUAUUCUCAUCGAACUCAGCAAUACAAAUUAAUUUCCAACACGUCGCAGUAUAACAUCACAAAUGCCAAUGGAGGAGAUGCUGCGUCAUAUUUCUGUAUUCUCUCGUUAGGUGCUGACAUUGUGAAAACAGAUGAAUUGGAAAUCGUCGUCAACUUUGCAGACGUACUUCCAUUUUCUGUCACAAUUAUAGGAGCACCAUAUAUCCAAGAAGGAAACGAUCUCCAGAUACAAUGUCAAGCUAUCAGUUAUCCAGCCAACCCAACGAUCGGUUGGUACAAAGGUGGAGUAUAUCUUCCGUCAUCCAAUGGAGUAUUAAGUUUCACAAAGAUUUCAAGGAAUCAGAGUGGUGAUUACGUAUGUAGAGCAAAUUCAAGCAAAUCACAAGAUGAACGAACGGUAGCUGUUCAAGUUAACUAUCUAGAUGCACCUAAGAUCAACUCGACAGCAAUGUAUAACUUAACCGUGUACGUUAAAAAAGGUGAAGAAUUAUCCGUGACAUGCCUCGCUGAGGGUUAUCCAAAAGUGAGCUAUGCUUUUUUCGAUGACGAAAAUAAUUCACUGCCACUGGAGUCUAAUUUAAAUACAGUAAGAUUAAAAGAACCCAAAACUGGACGGUAUUCGUGUCGAGCAAGUAAUCUCUACUUUACUCGAACGCAAUCGAUUUUUAUAAAUGCGACAACCACAACCAAUCCUUCUUCUGCGGAUAAUGUCGAUGAUGAUGACGAUUUUUGGACAACGACCAUAAUUAUCAUGUUUGCAGUAGCUGGAGCAUUUCUGCUCAUUAUCGUUAUCUUAAUCAUAUGUCUGUGUGUAUUGUGCAGAAAGAAAAAGACGCCAAAAUCAGAGAUGAUGAGUUAUAACUCUCAACCACAGUUUCACUUGAACAAUGAAGCAAAAAGCAUUUCUUAUCAUCCUGAUAACCAACAUAAACAUUAUAAUGAAGAUACUUUAGAAAAGCAACCAUCUGGUAAAACCAUGGGGAACGUCAAUAGAUUGAGUAUAUCGUCUGAUGAAUAUAAAAGUAGCGAGACUGGGCUUAGUGUUGGUACACAUAGAAAUGGCACGUUAAGAGCCGUGCACAAUGAAAACAAACUUGGUGAAAAUAAUGUAAGGGAGAGAUCAGUAGAUGGUUAUCAAACAAAAAUUGAUGGAAUGGAUGUCGAAUAUUGUUAAUAAUCAUUUGAAUUUUGAGAUGAUACACACGUUUUUCUAUGAUUUAUACGUUUUUAUUGAAUAAUGUAGGAUAGAUGUUACUUUUUGUUAUACAGGAUAUGAAAACUAUAGGUGUCAAGAACCAGUGAUGGACUGAUCAAUUUUGUAUUAUAAAAUUUUGUCAUACAUUUAAAUUAUCAUAUUUAAGAUCUUUAA
Molecule: messenger RNA, 2015 nt
Organism: Hydractinia symbiolongicarpus
Lineage: Eukaryota; Metazoa; Cnidaria; Hydrozoa; Anthoathecata; Hydractiniidae
Product: inactive tyrosine-protein kinase 7-like
Exons: 9
Coding region: 141-1820 (559 amino acids)
Biological process (GO): cell-cell adhesion
Cellular component (GO): cell-cell junction
Molecular function (GO): cell adhesion molecule binding
Source: RefSeq, a predicted model, not a curated record